AUGUCGUCUUGGGAUCAAACAAAGUUCUCUUUAACUCCUCGUUCAAGAGGAUCGUACCUCAUCACAAAUGAAAUUCUUCGUAAGGUGCCCCAAAUUCAUGAAUACGAGAUUGGGCAAUUGCACUUGUUCUUACAGCAUUCCUCAGCAGGUUUAACUUUGAACGAGAAUUGCGACCCUGAUGUUAGAGAAGAUAUGACCAACUCUUUGAAUAGAAUUGUGCCCGAAGGUGAUUUUUAUAUCCAUGCGGAUGAAGGUCCAGAUGACAUGCCCGGACAUAUCAAAUCUACCCUAGUUGGAACUUCCUUAACGAUUCCCAUCUCCAAGGGACAGUUAGCUCUUGGAACCUGGCAAGGUGUUUGGUUCUGUGAAUUCAGAGACUACGAACACACCCGUAAGAUAGUUGCUACAAUCAACGGAAUGAAGAAGAAAUAG
Messenger RNA from Dujonia railenensis, 432 nucleotides. NCBI's taxonomy places the organism in Eukaryota, Fungi, Ascomycota, Pichiomycetes, Serinales, Debaryomycetaceae. The record is from the annotation of a GenBank genome assembly.